This is a messenger RNA of Metarhizium acridum CQMa 102, 1407 nucleotides long. Lineage: Eukaryota; Fungi; Ascomycota; Sordariomycetes; Hypocreales; Clavicipitaceae. The record is from RefSeq and is a predicted model, not a curated record.
AUGGUGGCCGAAUACAAUGGAACAACCGGCACUGCCGAUGCCGGGUACUCGACCAACGUCCAUGACCUUAACAUUUUCUACGACACGGGCAACCUAGCCUUCCUAACCAUAUCGUCGGUCCUGGUGCUGCUCAUGAUCCCCGGCGUGGGCUUCUUCUACAGCGGCCUCGCGCGAAGAAAGUCGGCUCUCCAGCUCGUCCUCCUAUCCAUGCUCUCCGUCGCCGUCAUCGGGUUCCAGUGGUUCUUCUGGGGAUACUCGUUGACCUUCUCGCGGACCGGAAACGCCUUCUUCGGCGACCUCACUCAGUUCGGCCUCAUGAAGACACUCGCCCAGCCAAACGGCUCCUCUUUCCUCCCCGACAUCCUCUUCUGCCUACCAGCCCUUGCCAUCGGCGCCGUUGCCGACUGCGGCCGCAUGCUGCCCGCCAUCAUCUUCAUCUUCAUCUGGUCGACCGUCGUGUACGACCCCAUCGCCUACUGGACGUGGAACGCAAACGGCUGGCUGUACAAGCUGCCGGCGUACGACUUCGCGGGCGGCGGCCCGGUGCACAUCGCCUCGGGCACCUGCGCGCUCGCGUACAGCGUCAUGCUCGGCAAGCGGACGGGCUACUCCAGGACGCAGGGCCUCCCCUACCGCCCUCACAGCGUGACCAACGUCGUCCUCGGCACCGUCUUCCUCUGGGUGGGCUGGUUCGGGUUCAACGGCGGCUCCGCGCUGGCCAUGAACCUCCGCGCCGUCAUGGCCUGCUACGUGUCCAACCUGGCCGCCUCGUGCGGCGGCAUCGUCUGGGUCCUGCUCGACUACCGCCUCGAGAGGAAGUGGAGCACCAUUGGCUUCUGCUCCGGCGCCAUCUCGGGCCUCGUCGCCAUCACGCCCGCCGCGGGCUUCGUCGCCCCCUGGGGCGCCGUCAUCAUCGGCGUCUGCGGCGGCGCCUGCUGCAACUUUGCCACCAAGCUCAAGUUCCUGACGGGCGUCGACGACGCCCUCGACAUCUUUGCCGUCCACGGCAUCGGCGGCAUGGUCGGCAACGUCCUCACCGGCAUUUUUGGAGCGUCGUAUAUUGCUGGCCUCGACGGCACCACGUACUCUCCUAUCGGCUGGAUCGAACACAACUGGGUCCAGCUGGGCUACCAGCUCGCCGGCAUUUGUGCGGCGUUUGGCUGGUCCUUUGUACUGACCUGCAUCAUCCUGUUCCUCAUGAACCUCGUCCCCGGCUUGAGUCUCCGCGUCUCUGCUGCCGAGGAAGACGUCGGCAUCGACGACGCUCAACUUGGCGAAUUUGCCUACGACUACGUCGAGUUGACGCGUCACGUAGCGGACUCCUCCUCUCUCGGAUCCAUGUCGUCUAGCAGUUCUACCCACGAGAAGACUACUCCGAGAUUGUCUAAACAGUCCGCGGCACUUUGA